Molecule: messenger RNA, 1894 nt
Organism: Mastomys coucha (southern multimammate mouse)
Lineage: Eukaryota; Metazoa; Chordata; Mammalia; Rodentia; Muridae
Gene: Ctxn3
Product: cortexin 3
Exons: 3
Coding region: 836-1078 (80 amino acids)
Source: RefSeq, a predicted model, not a curated record
CUGUAAGUCGUUUUAUUUUCUUUAGGGAAAGGAGUCUUAGUCUCCCAAAUGCUUUGUGACUCCCUUCCCUAAAAGUCUUUCCGUUGACUGAGUUGGACUGAAGGUUAUAAACCAUAAUCAAUACUCAAGCUGGUUGCUGCAAGGUGCUAAUUGAUAUCCCUUAACGGGAACAGUGUCAGCAAUCAAUAGAGAAGAUACAGCAUAGAUAGAUUUACAGCUUUGGUUUUGAAAGGGUUCGGGAGUGCCCAGUGAUGCUCUCCCCUGCACUCCCUUUGAAUGUUAAUGUUUUCUUGAGGACGGUUUCAGACUCACUCACAGAGAGGAUACUGCCUCUACUCACUGAAGCAGAAUCCUCGGAAGAGUUGCUGAGGCAGAACUGAAAUCAUGGCUUGCCUCAAAGAAGCAGCUGUAUUGGCUGCUAAUGAUGCCUCACACAGAAAGACGAUUCUCCUUUAACUCGAGGUCUGAAUGGGAAGUUUCUAAGCCUGGGAGACAACAGCUUUAGAGCUGGGUGUGCCAUCAGCUGCUCCUGGCUACCUCUCUGUCUCCUGCUUGAACUCAGCCUGGCCGGGGGAAGAAUGGAAACCAGACAGGCUUUUAACUACCUGUAACUGUUUCACCAGGAGAUGAAUCAAGCGUUUGCCCAGCCAGAUCCAGCAAACACAAUUGGACCUGGCAGAGAGAGAACACAGAUGCACUGCAUGAUGGGGAAAUCCUGCCAGGGCCAGACGCUGCUAUAACUCAGCCCCUCCAGGGAGCAGCCACCAUGAUCUCUGCAAACUGAUGAUGGAAGAAAAGGGAACCAGAAGAUACUGUGCUCUGGAUUCCCUGGACGAUGGAUGGAGGACAGCCUGUCCCUUCACCCCUGGUACCCCUUGGGAACGUAUCAGAUUAUAGCAUGUCUCUGGAACAGAAAACAACAUUUGUUUUUGUGAUUCUGUUGUUCAUCUUUUUGGGCAUCCUCAUCGUCAGGUGCUUCCGGAUUCUUCUAGACCCAUAUCGGAGCAUGCCAACCUCAACCUGGGCUGACGGGCUUGAAGGUCUAGAGAAAGGGCAGUUUGACCAUGCCCUUGCUUAAUGGGGACAUAGUAGGCUGUCCUCCCGAGGAGGCAAAGUGCUUUAUGUCUGAGCAAAGCUUCCUCUUCGUUCAUGUUCUUAACAAAUCUAAUUUUCACCAUCAUUGGCCCUAGGACAGCAACCCAUUAUUUCAUAAACAUGCUAUUGUGUUAAAGGUGUCUUAUUUGAGGAUAAUGGAAAGUUUAUAUUACCAGACCCCAAGUAGGAAGGCGCGAACAUUUGUGUUUACUCAAUGAAUGUUGUUGAAGAUAUUGUAAAACCAAGCACACCAACACUUGUGGAGAUUUCACUUUCAAAUGAAGCACUCUCUGCUCAGAACAGAUACUAAAUAAUUAGAGAAGGCCAGGUAUGAGUCUAAGGACAAGUCGUGACUCUCAAUUUUACUUUGUGCACAUUUAGGUCCUGGGCAGAGUGAGGAAGCCUGUGGAAAGACCACCUCAGGGGGCUGCUGAUUGCUUGCAAAGCAGGGAGCACUGGGAAGCAGUGGUAGGCUUAGGAGAAACAUUUUUUUGGUCACUCUAGAUGAGAAUGCUAGCAUUUUCAUUUUUAAAUAAUGUUAACCUCAAAGUUCACAGAGUUUUGAGACUACCAGUCCUAAUCUAAUCUCUGUAUUCUUAUAGCUAACACCUGUAAAUGCACCGAUGUAUGAUUUGAAUGUACUGUACUUACAUUUCUGAUGGAACUAAUGGGUUAUAAGCACAACUUCACGGUUAUGAUCUGAAAGAAAGAUGAUCACUUAGCAAGGCGACUUUGGGUAUAAGAGUAGUAUGCAUUUUUAUGUGCGUAUAGUUACCAAAUAAAAAAAUUUCAAGAUGUA